This is a messenger RNA of Gossypium raimondii (Peruvian cotton), 2038 nucleotides long. Its product is annotated as pentatricopeptide repeat-containing protein At4g14050, mitochondrial. The transcript has a single exon. The coding region runs from base 86 to 1918 and encodes 610 amino acids. The record is from RefSeq and is a predicted model, not a curated record. Gene Ontology annotation, biological process: RNA modification. Gene Ontology annotation, molecular function: zinc ion binding; protein binding; RNA binding. Lineage: Eukaryota; Viridiplantae; Streptophyta; Magnoliopsida; Malvales; Malvaceae.
UAUUUCUUACACUUAAAUGCCCAAAAAAGAACCGCUUCUUUGAACCGGGUGGGUUUGGCUUCAAGUCAUCAACAAAGGCUAAUGUAUGCCAAUUCUUCACUAUCUUCACCAACUCCAAAACUGUGCCAAGCACCGUUCUAUCGUCUCCACCAAACAACUCCAUGCCCAUUUCAUCAAACUUGGCGUAACCCAGUUUCUCGCUUUAAGCAAUACUCUUUUAAAUGUCUAUGGCAAAUGCAGCCUCCUUCAAGAUGCUCUCCAACUGUUCGACGAAAUGCCACAAAGAGACCAUGUUUCAUGGGCUACCUUUCUUACUACUCAAAACCAAGCCAACUUACCCGACAAGACCUUAUCUAUGUUCCCUGCCAUGUUUUCACUUGACAGGUUGCUGCCUGAUGAUUUUGUUUUCGCUAGCCUUGUCAAGGCUUGUGGUAGCUUGGGUGCUAUUAAACAAGGUAAGCAAGUUCAUGGCAACUUUUUAGUAUCACCCUAUUUUGAUGAUGAUGUUGUUAAGUCAUCUUUGGUUGAUAUGUAUGCAAAAUGUGGAUUACCUGAUGAUAGUCGUUUAGUUUUCGAUUCUAUUAAGUUGAAAAAUAUGGCUUCUUGGACUGCUAUCAUAUAUGGCUAUGCUAGAAAAGGAAGAAAAGAAGAGGCUUUGGAGUUGUUUUUAAGGGUUCCCCUGAAAAAUUUGUUUGCUUGGACUGCUUUGAUAUCUGGGUUAAUACAGAGUGGAAAUGGGGUUGAUGCAUUUGGCUUGUUUGUUAAGAUGAGAAGGCAAGGGAUUAGUAUAAUUGACCCUCUUGUGCUUUCAAGCAUUGUUGGUGCCUCUGCUAAUUUAGCGAUGUUGGAACUAGGAAAGCAGGUCCAUGGACUCGUUAUACAGCUUGGAUACGAAUCUUGCGUGUUUAUAAGCAAUGCUCUUGUGGAUAUGUAUGCAAAAUGUAGUGAUAUGUCGGCAGCAAGGGAUGUUUUUAGUAGGAUGUCACAAAGAGAUGUUGUUUCCUGGACGUCAAUUAUAGUUGGGGCUGCUCAGCAUGGACAGGCCGAGGAAGCGUUGUCCUUGUAUGAUAAUAUGAUUUUGAAUGAAGUCAAGCCGAACGAAGUGACCUUUGUUGGAUUGAUUUAUGCUUGUAGUCAUGUUGGUUUAGUGAAUAGAGGCCGUGAACUUUUUAAGUCUAUGGUUGAGGAUUACGGCAUUCAUCCUUCCUUGCAGCAUUACACAUGUUUGCUGGAUCUUCUUGGUCGAUCUGGACACCUCGAGGAGGCUGAAAGUGUUAUAAACUUGAUGCCAUUUAAGCCUGAUGAACCUACAUGGGCAGCAUUGUUAAGUGCAUGUAAGCAAUAUAGAAAUGCCAAAAUGGCCAUUAAGUUUGCUGACCAUCUAUUUAGCUUGAAACCUGAAGAACCUUCAACAUAUAUUCUAUUAUCUAAUACAUAUGCUAGUUCCGGUUUGUGGGAACAUGCUUCGAAAGCAAGGCACUUGCUGGAGUCUCUGGAAGUUAGAAAAGAACCCGGUUAUAGCUACAUCUAUUUUGGCAAAGAAAGCCAAAUGUUUUACGCCGGGGAAACUUCUCAUCCAAUGAAGGAUAAGAUUUUCGGUUUGUUGAACGAGUUGGAUGUAGAGAUGAGAAGGAGAGGUUAUGUUCCAGAUACCAGCUAUAUUUUGCAUAACACGGAUCACCAAGAGAAGGAGAGGCAACUGUUUUGGCAUAGUGAGAGAUUAGCCGUUGCUUACGGGCUUCUUAAAUCCGUUCCGGGAACCGUCAUACGGAUAGUGAAGAAUCUCCGUGUGUGUGGAGAUUGUCAUACUGUCUUAAAACUCAUUAGUGACAUAGUGCAAAGAGAAAUCGUCGUCCGAGACGCCAAACGAUAUCACCAUUUUAAGGGUGGGAAAUGUUCGUGCAAUGACUUUUGGUGACUCUGUUUUCAAUUCCAUUGUUUCAUCUUUAUAUCUCUGCCACUUUUGGAAGUUUCUCUAUGUUAAGUAUAUGAUCUUUUGGGUUACAUCUUUACAUCAGUCAAAAAAAUUUUUAUUCAA